AUGAUCCGGCAAUUCCAUUCAGCGGCACGAUUGGCCAAUUACUCAAACAUACGUCUAACACUCUUCUCAAAGACCAAUUGUGGACUAUGCGAUAAGGCCAAAGAGGUCACUAAACAGGUAGCGGAAAAUAAGCAGCGAUUCAUGGGUUUGCAGCUCCAUAUCGUGGACAUAGACGAGCCGCAAAACAAAACCUGGUGGAACAAGUACUGCAUGGACGUUCCCGUGUUGCACGUGGAGAACAGCAAUGAUCCCGAAACUGUGUCCAAGAUAUUUCACAGACUCGACGUCCAGCAAGUCGAGCAAAGAAUUGAGAGCCUGAAGUAA
Messenger RNA from Lachancea sp. 'fantastica', 324 nucleotides. NCBI's taxonomy places the organism in Eukaryota, Fungi, Ascomycota, Saccharomycetes, Saccharomycetales, Saccharomycetaceae. The record is from the annotation of a GenBank genome assembly.